Messenger RNA from Fusarium mangiferae, 1032 nucleotides. RefSeq lists its product as uncharacterized. The transcript is spliced from 4 exons. The record is from RefSeq and is a predicted model, not a curated record. The coding region runs from base 1 to 1032 and encodes 343 amino acids. NCBI's taxonomy places the organism in Eukaryota, Fungi, Ascomycota, Sordariomycetes, Hypocreales, Nectriaceae.
AUGCCGUCUUCUCAAGGUACUAUUCUGAUCACUGGGGCCAAUGGAGGGCUUGGGUCAGCCAUUGUGACCAAUAUUCUGGGCAAAAUACAACUGGCCAGCAACUACACCGGUGUCUAUACUGUCAGACGUGCGGCAACGGCAACUCGACUUCAACAGGUUUUGAAAUCAGCUCCAGGGUGUCAUAGGCACGAUGUCGUUGACUUGGACCUCAGCUCAUUGGCGAGUGUCAGAACAAUGGCAGCCGGGAUCAACCGUAGGGUUGCUGCUGGAGACUUGCCUCCCAUCAGAGCACUCAUCCUCAACGCUGGAUAUCAAGACCAUGAAGAGAUUAAAAUAUCAGAUGAUGGAUACGAGAUGACUUGGCAAGUUAAUUUCCUGGCCAAUCAACUACUGACUCUUCUCCUACUUCAGAGCAUGGAUAAAGAAAAUGGUAGGAUCCUUCUGAUAGGAAGCUGGUCCCACGAUAUCAACGAUGAGCGAAACAACACAAAUAUCAAGUGUUACACGGGGCACGACAGUCUAUUCCCUGGCCCAGAAGAGCUCGCCAAGGGAACAUGGAGCAGACCAGAUUCUGGCGGAGGAUGGCUUACGGGAUAUCGACGAUAUGGGGCAAGCAAGCUAUGUGCGGUGAUGCUCAUGCACGAACUCGCUGGUCGUCUCGUUCAGGAUCCACAGCUAUCCAAUAUCGCUGUGGUUGGUCUUGAUCCCGGUGCCAUGGGCUCAGAUCUACAUCGACGGGGCAGUUUUGUCAUGUCUCACUUCCUCAAGAUAUUAGCCCCAGUCAUAUCUCUUCAGGCCAGGUUCAAGCCCAACGGGGAUUUCCGCCCACUGUGGAAGAGUGCUGAAGAUGCAAUUCGGCUCGCCUUUGAAAUUGAGACCCCACCGGGCGUGCUGCUGUAUCUGAAUGGUACAGAUGAACUUGAGACUGGGAGGGAAGCAAAAGAUGACGCCAAGAGGAAAGCCUUGUGGAGCUAUGGUCUGAAGGCGGCAGGGAUUCAACGGGAUGACACAGCUCUGAAUGGAUGGCAGUGA